AUGGCAAUGGCCACCACACAUCUUCCCGCCACCAUUCUGCGGCCACCAACCCGCCGCCGCCACCUGACCACCGCCGCAACCUCCUCCUUCACUUCGUCACCAAAUUACUCGCAGAAAACCAAAUUUCUGGCAUAUAGAAUCUCAGAAUGCAAAAAUCCCAAGUGCGCGGUCAGGCUAAGAAGCAUAGCCCAAGAGGAAAGCCCAACAGAAACCAGCGCCGCCGCCACGGAUGUCGGCCGGCGAUUGGUUGAUUUUCUGUACGAGGAUCUUCCCCAUCUAUUCGAUGAUCGGGGUAUCGAUCGGACGGCUUACGAUGAGCGCGUGAAGUUCAGGGACCCGAUUACGAAGCACGACACCGUAAGUGGGUACCUUUUUAACAUCGCCAUGUUGAGGAAGCUCUUCAGCCCUGAUUUCCAGCUGCACUGGGUUAAACAGACAGGACCGUACGAGAUAACUACACGGUGGACAAUGGUGAUGAAGUUCAUCCUCUUACCUUGGAAACCCGAGUUAGUCUUCACAGGCACUUCUGUUAUGGGCGUUAAUCCUGAAACUAUGAAGUUUUGCAGCCAUGUGGAUUUUUGGGAUUCCAUUGAGAAUAAUGACUAUUUUUCAGUGGAAGGCUUGCUUGAUGUGUUAAAGCAGCUGCGCUUUUACAAGACUCCUGACCUGGAAUCACCUAAAUAUCAAAUACUGAAAAGAACUGCAAAUUAUGAGGUUUGCUCCCUACUGUUCUUUUUCAUCAUCACAUUUGUUGGAACAUUGUUUGCUGUAAAAAUAAAUCGGUGCCCUAUACGGACAGUAACUUCACAGAAAAAAUGGUAA
This is a messenger RNA of Striga hermonthica, 822 nucleotides long. The record is from the annotation of a GenBank genome assembly. NCBI's taxonomy places the organism in Eukaryota, Viridiplantae, Streptophyta, Magnoliopsida, Lamiales, Orobanchaceae.